AUGACACACAUCUCCUCAGAAGCAUCUCCCCUUCUCUCUCCAGAACCCGCCAUUGAGCGAUCCAUCUCCUACAAUAACUCACAAGCCUACGACCCUCGCACACUACACCCCAACCACAGCAAACAUGAGGAAUGCCAUGUCGACUACAGCGACGUCCUCCGCGACGUCAUCAUCGGCUUCUCAGACGGCCUCACAGUUCCUUUCGCCCUAACCGCAGGCCUUUCCAGUCUCGGCAGCGCAAAGGUCGUCAUCAUCGCCGGCCUCGCUGAGUUGUUCUCCGGCAUGAUCAGUAUGGGACUGGGCGCCUACCUAGCAGCAGUGACAGAACGCGAUGCCUACCAUUCGCAAGCAGGCAAGAAAGUGUUCGCAGUGCAGAACAGACCUGCUGAUGAGAGGACGGGUGUGUAUGACGUGCUGGAGAAGUACAGCGUUUCGCGCAGUGCUGCGGCGCCUUUGGUGGAUGAGCUGUGCAAAAACCCCAGCGAAUGGGUACGCUUCAUGAUGGACUUUGAACUCAAGCUCGAAGAGCCCAACGUGCAUCGCGCAUGGAUCUCCGCAGUGACCAUGGGCCUGAGCUACUUCAUCGGCGGCCUGAUCCCCAUGAUCCCUUACUUCGUUAUGCCUCGUGUGCGCGAAGCCCUGCUGGUCUCGAUUGGCAUCACAGUCGCCGUGCUCCUGGUCUUCGGGUAUGUCAAGAACUACGUUGCCAUUCGGAACCACCGGGCGGGAGUCUGGGGCGCUGUGCAGACGCUGUUUAUCGGCAUGUUGGCAGCUGGAACGAGUUAUGCGAUUGUACGGGGUCUGGAUAGCAACGAUUCGUGA
Messenger RNA from Fusarium sp. VM40, 822 nucleotides. The record is from the annotation of a GenBank genome assembly. Lineage: Eukaryota; Fungi; Ascomycota; Sordariomycetes; Hypocreales; Nectriaceae.